AUGUCUAAGCCUAGAACUCUUUAUGAUAAGGUCUUUGAUAGCCACAUCGUUCAUGAAGAUGAAUCAAAUUCAUAUUUAUUAUAUAUUGAUAGACAUCUGGUUCACGAAGUUACUUCUCCGCAAGCAUUUGAAGGUUUAAAAAAUGCUAAUAGAACAGUGAGAAGAAAAGACUGUACUUUAGCCACCGUGGAUCAUAAUAUUCCAACAGAAUCAAGAAAACAUUUUAAAUCAACAAAAACUUUUAUUAAACAAAAUGAUUCAAGAUUACAAGUGGAAACUUUAGAAAAAAAUGUUAAAGAAUUUGAAGUUAAAUUUUUUGGUAUGGAUUCAAAGAACCAAGGUAUUGUUCAUAUCAUUGGUCCAGAACAAGGUUUUACUUUACCGGGUACCACUGUUGUUUGUGGUGAUUCACACACCUCGACUCACGGUGCGUUUGGUGCUUUAGCCUUUGGUAUCGGUACUUCAGAAGUUGAGCAUGUUUUAGCCACUCAAACUAUUAUUCAAACAAAAUCAAAAAAUAUGAGAAUACAAGUUAAUGGGAAAUUAAAUGAAGGUAUUACUUCGAAAGAUUUGAUUUUACAUAUUAUCGGUGUAAUCGGUACUGCAGGUGGUACUGGGUGUGUUAUGGAAUUCGCUGGUGAAGCUAUUGAGAAUUUGUCAAUGGAGGCAAGAAUGUCAAUGUGUAAUAUGUCAAUCGAAGCAGGUGCAAGAGCAGGUAUGAUUAAGCCAGAUCAGACUACUUUUGAUUACGUCAAAGGUAGACCUUUGGCUCCUUCGGGUGCUGAAUGGGAUAAAGCUGUUGCUUAUUGGAAAACUUUAUAUACAGAUGAAAAUGCAAAAUUCGAUAAAGAAAUUAUUAUUGCAGCAAAAGAUAUUAUACCAACUGUUACUUGGGGUACUUCUCCACAGGAUGCUUUGCCUAUUACAGCAAGCGUUCCAGAUCCAAAUAAGAUUGAUGAUCCAAUAAACAAAAAAGCAAUGGAACGAGCUUUGGAAUAUAUGGGAUUGGAAGCAAACACUAAUCUUGAAGAUAUUAAAAUUGACAAAGUCUUCAUUGGUUCAUGUACAAACGCAAGAAUUGAAGAUUUAAGAAAUGCAGCUGCAGUUAUUAAAGGUCAUAAAAUUGCUUCAAAUAUUAAAAGAGCUAUGGUCGUGCCAGGUUCAGGUUUGGUAAAAUUAGAGGCUGAAAAAGAAGGAUUAGAUCAAAUCUUUGUUGAUGCAGGGUUUGAAUGGAGAGAAGCAGGUUGUUCUAUGUGUUUAGGUAUGAAUCCAGAUAUCUUAUCUCCACAAGAACGUUGUGCCUCAACUUCAAACAGAAACUUCGAGGGUCGUCAAGGUGCCGCAUCAAGGACUCAUUUAAUGUCACCAGCCAUGGCUGCUGCCGCUGCUGUCCAUGGCCGUUUAUUUGAUAUUAGAAAGUUUGAAUAUAAAAAUGGUGAUGUUGCUCAAAUUGAAAUAACAUCUUCAAAGCCUUCCACUAGUGAAGAUAAGCUACUACAAGAAUCAGUUUAUAAUCAUGAAAAGAUUCCUGUUCAGCCAAAUGAUGCUUCCUCAGAGGUAGCAGAAGAUGAAAUUGAUGAUAUACCAGUCGAUCAUUUAGAUAAAAACGUAAAGAAGUCAAUUAAAAUUAACCCAAACGAUACACCUCACACUAAAAAAACAAGCUCUUCUGGUAUGGAAUCUUUUACCGUUUUAAAAGGUAUUGCAGCUCCAUUAGAUAAACAAAAUGUCGAUACUGAUGCAAUCAUCCCAAAGCAAUUUUUAAAGACAAUUAAGAGAACAGGUUUAGGAUCAGGGUUAUUUUAUGAAUGGCGUUUCAAAAAGGAUGCUAAUAAUAAAGAUCAAGAAACUGAUUUUGUCUUAAAUGUUGAACCUUAUAGAAACGCUAAAAUUUUACUGGUUACUGGUGACAAUUUUGGUUGUGGUUCCUCUAGAGAGCAUGCACCAUGGGCAUUAAAGGAUUUUGGUAUUCAAUGUAUGAUUGCCCCCUCAUUUGGUGAUAUUUUCUAUAACAAUUCUUUUAAAAAUGGAUUAUUGCCAAUAAGAAUAGAUCAAGAUAUUAUUUUAGAAAAAUUAAUUCCAAUUGCCAAAGCAGGUAAAGAAUUAGUUAUUGAUUUACCAAAGCAACAAAUUUUGGAUUCUGAUGGUAAUAUUGUCAUUGAACAGUUUGAUGUUGACCCGUUCAGAAAGCAUUGUUUAGUUAACGGUUUAGAUGACAUUGGGUUAACCUUACAAAAAGAAGAAUUCAUUAAAAAAUAUGAAGCCUUAAGAAAAGAUAAAUUCUCUUUCUUAGAAGGUGGCUCCAGAUUGAUCAAACCAGUCAUUGGAACCAAAAAGAGCCCAUACGGUGUAUUAGCCCAAGAAUGGUAA
This is a messenger RNA of Tetrapisispora phaffii CBS 4417, 2370 nucleotides long. It is a transcript of the gene LEU1, whose product is annotated as 3-isopropylmalate dehydratase LEU1. Gene Ontology annotation, biological process: L-leucine biosynthetic process. Bases 1 to 2370 code for a protein of 789 amino acids. The transcript has a single exon. Gene Ontology annotation, cellular component: 3-isopropylmalate dehydratase complex. NCBI's taxonomy places the organism in Eukaryota, Fungi, Ascomycota, Saccharomycetes, Saccharomycetales, Saccharomycetaceae. The record is from RefSeq and is a predicted model, not a curated record. Gene Ontology annotation, molecular function: 3-isopropylmalate dehydratase activity; 4 iron, 4 sulfur cluster binding.